CCGCUGGGCAGGAGUCUCGCCGCAUGAGCGCACGUAUAUAGUGUAGCAAGGCGCGUAUUAAUGUAGGCCCCGUAUUAAUGUAGGCCGCGGGAUCACUGGCUCAGGCCGUGGUGCAUAGAACUACUUAUGUCAUGGUAUGGCUUCGGCUACAGGGGCUUUGAGCAGCUGGGACUCGGGGGGAAGAUCAGCCUCGAGCUCCCGGAACCAAUUCUAUUAGAAGAAGACGCAGACGCUCCCGAAGGCAUAAAAGUGAGCAAAGCUGUUCCCUCAUGGAGUUACUCUGCCUUCUUGACAGAGGACGGAUCCCUGCUUCUCUCUGGCUCCAUCGCUGUUUCCCCCAACAAGUAUCUCCACUUUAAGGGGUUGCAUUGUGUUGAUGUCCUCCCUGCUGAGAAGUACCUUGUGCUGCAACUGAAACAUGGACUGCAGUGUUGGGAGACUAAGGCUUUUACUGCUGAGGGACCACAAGCAGAACCAAUGUGGAAAAUGGAUCUUCCUCCUGCACAUAACUCAUCCUUCCCCUUGGUAACCAAUGGAUAUAUAGUCCCCAAACCUCCUUUCUUCAGAGAACUUCCCAGUAAAAUCCAAGCACACAAGCUGGCUCUAGGAAACGAGCAUGCCGUACUGCUCACAUCACACUGGACUCUGCUCACCUGGGGAGCUGGAAGGCAUGGUCAGCUUGGACAUGGAGAUCUGGAGGAUGUGGAAGAGCCUCGUAUUGUAGAUGCUCUGCAUGGGGUGCCAAUGAGGGAAGUAGCUGCAGGAGGCUGGCAUUCUGCUUCCAUCAGUGAAAGUGGGGACAUUUACACGUGGGGAUGGAAUGAAUCAGGCCAGCUUGGACUUCCCUGCAAAUCUCAGCAAUGCACAAGCACUGAACAGUCACACCUAGAGGAUGAAUUAGGGAACACGGAUGAGUUUAUCACAAUUCAGGCCUUCCCAGCCUUGAUCGAUCUGCCUCAGGAAUCGGACGCAUCCAAGAUUAGCUGUGGAUCAAGACACACAGCGGCCGUAUCACGAUCUGGAGAGCUGUAUACAUGGGGUUGGGGUAAAUACGGACAACUUGGACAUGGGGAUACAAUCAGCUUGGAUCAGCCCAAACUAGUUCAUUAUUUUUCUGUGAAGCACCUUUGUGUUAAUGAUGUGAUUUGUAGAAAUUGGAGCACAUAUGUAUUCUGUGCAGAACGCUAAAUAAAACAAAAUCUUUAGGUAGAUGUUGCCCUAAACGUA
Xenopus laevis (African clawed frog) is the source of this 1227-nucleotide messenger RNA. It is a transcript of the gene rccd1.L, whose product is annotated as RCC1 domain containing 1 L homeolog. The transcript is spliced from 8 exons. Bases 127 to 1188 code for a protein of 353 amino acids. Lineage: Eukaryota; Metazoa; Chordata; Amphibia; Anura; Pipidae. The record is from RefSeq and is a predicted model, not a curated record.